CUGACAAGAUGUCCCUAUGGACUCCCAAGCAUACUCCAGAUGGGGAGGGGUCCUUAACACCAAGAUUUUAAAAGCUCCAGUUUCAGAGCAAGAGUGGAAAACUCACAGGUAAAGUUAUAGUAAUUUCAGGGUCCUGAAAAGACGCAGAACAUGAAGGUACUCAGAAGUCUGGCAGCAACAAUCUUGGCUCUUUUCCUAGUGUUUUUUUUCCUGGGAAACUCCAGCUGCGCUCCGCAGAGACCGUUGGAGAGAAGGAACUGGACUCCUCAAGCUAUGCUCUACCUGAAAGGGGCACAGGGUCGCCGCUUCAUCUCCGACCAGAGCCGGAGGAAGGACCUCUCCGAUCGGCCACUGCCGGAAAAACGAAGCCCAAAUCCCCGACUACUACCUAUUCCAGAGGCAGCAACCAUCUUACUGGCGUCCCUUCAGAAAUCACCAGAAGAUGAAGAAAAAAACUUUGAUCAGACCAGAUUCCUGGAAGAUAGUCUGCUUAACUGGUGAAAAUAUACUAGAUUGUGUUUAAUUAUAGUUCUAUUCUCUUUGAAAACAUGAACCAUGUGUAUAAAACCUUUGGACCCUUUUAUUCCAUUUGUAAUCCUAAGAACACACACAGAUAGUUUUAUUCUUUCAGAAACAAAAUAUAUAUACAUGCUUAGCUGAGAACAUCAUCUUCUUUCAUUGCUUCAGGUCCUGUUUAGGUGACCAAAAAUGUUUUUAGAUCACCUUGUGUCUUACUCUUGAGUUUGUGUUCUUUCCUUUUAAUUAUAGCCAGUACCUGUCUUGAUCUUAGUAGUUGUUGUUGUUUUCAUUUUGUUACCCACUUGCAUUUUGUUUUCACUCAACAGAAAUUCUCCUUCUCUGUUUUCCUUUUAUCCCAUCCCCAAGGAGGUGGGAGGAAGGCAAGAAGCAUGGCAGGAUGGGAAAUAGGAGAGUAUGACUCUCUAUAACUCAUCCAGGAGUGAUCAAUUAAGAAGAUAAAUUGGAUGACUGGGGAGAAGCCCUGUGACAGGAACACUUCAGUGUGGUUGCUGAGAGGAGACAGUCAUUGAGGUAGAAGGUUUGCCAAAGAUCUAGAGCUUGGAGCUCCCUUUGUGCUCUUUGGGAAUUACCUUGCAUUCAGUUUAGAAACAUGGAUCUAAAAGUUACUGGGAAAUAAGCAGAUGGAGACACACUCUGUUGUUUAUGUAUUGGAAGAAGGGAACAAGCCAGUUUUGUUAGAGGUAACUCAUUUUCCAUGACCAAACAGACUCAACAGAUUCAAGUACUAAGCUUACUCUAAUUGACUAGACUCUAGGUUUUAUUUGACAUCAUAGCAUUACAGAAAUCACUCUGAUAACAUAAGUGCACAGUAAUAUGCCUGAUCUUCUCCUUUUUAAAAGCCAACUUGAGUUCAGUACUAUCUGAAUACACCCAUGCACACAUACACACACACGCAUACACACAUACUCCUGUGGCAAACAUAAUAAUGUAUUUAUUUAGAAUUAUAAUAUGACCAUCAUGUUUUUUUUUUUACCUAAUCCGAGUUGUUAUUGACAAAUGUCAUAAGUGGAAAGCAUUGUUAAUUCUUAUUGUCAUCAGUAUUUACCAUUAUUUAGUAGCUCAAGAAUAUCUUUAUGUGAAUAUCUCUGUAACUUGGAAUUGCAAUUUAACUGUGUUAAGUCAUCAGAACUCUGCUUAUAAGAUUUAUCUGUAUCUUGUUUCAUGAUUUAAUAAUGAAACUAAAUUCAAGUUAAUGUAAUGUUGAUCUCUGUCAAAAAAUAACUUGUGAGCAUUAAAAUAUCUGUAUGGCAUUAUAA
This is a messenger RNA of Rhinopithecus roxellana (golden snub-nosed monkey), 1796 nucleotides long. RefSeq names its product spexin hormone (gene SPX). Gene Ontology annotation, molecular function: neuropeptide hormone activity. Gene Ontology annotation, biological process: positive regulation of gastro-intestinal system smooth muscle contraction. The record is from RefSeq and is a predicted model, not a curated record. The transcript is spliced from 6 exons. Bases 151 to 501 code for a protein of 116 amino acids. Gene Ontology annotation, cellular component: cytoplasm. Lineage: Eukaryota; Metazoa; Chordata; Mammalia; Primates; Cercopithecidae.